Amoebophrya sp. A120 is the source of this 6880-nucleotide messenger RNA. Lineage: Eukaryota; Dinophyceae; Syndiniales; Amoebophryaceae. The record is from the annotation of a GenBank genome assembly.
AGGACCUCAUCCAUUCUAGGUAGAAAAUACAUACGACAAAAAGAAAAAUCUGAAGUGAUCAUGCGCCAUGCUCGCAUGAGUCUUUGAUAUUAUUUCUACGUACGAAAGUUAGUACGACCAUGAUGUGAAUGAUGCACGAUUUCCGGAUCAUGCGGCGAUCGUCCUGUACUCGGUAAGUGGACUAAGCAGCAGAGUACGUGAUCCUACUCCUCCUGGUGUCCCUCUCUACUUAAUUUCGGCGUAGUAGAUCUAGAUGUCUGCGGCGGGGCAAUCUGCGGCCAUGGCGUCCGCGGACGCGGCGGCUGUGAUGCCCACCGGGCUUUCCCGCGACAUCGACGGGAACAUUCGGACUCUCUCGUGGGAGAAGCGUCUGGUGCGGGGGUUCGAAUCCAUGUUCUUGUCCAGCAACAAGGAGGUCGCGCCGGCGUACUUGGCAAAGACGCUGACCCGGCAAGAAGUCAUCAAGGGCGGCGGGGAGACGAAACCCAUGCCAUUGGGACCGGAUGGCAAGCCCAUUGUCGAUCCGGUUUAUGAGGAAAAGCUGAAGCGGAAAAAGCGGCGAGUGAGGUAUUUGCACCAGGCCUGGUCUUUUGCGUACUUAUUUUUCUUCACAACCUUCCAUGCAGCACGUCUUGUCGCUGUAUAGGACGAGGUGCAAGAUCAAAAACAAGUACGCCAAAAGAUAGAUCAUAAAAAUGAAAAUCUCAUGCAUGCAAGACCGGUUCGUGGUCAAGUGCUACAAUCAAAAUCAAUAUCAAAACAGAAACCUCUAUUACGUGGCGAUGUUUUGGUUCCUCCUCCUGAACGCCACACUGAUCUACACGGGCUGGCAGUACUUUUCCGCGGUUCUCCCCUACACCCGCGAUGUGUACAUAAAGUCUACCGCCGGGCCGCGGUACGCAUUGCAAAAGUACCGUACUUCCAGUACAAAUCGAAUGACAAAUAAUCUUGUCAGAGGCAAAACUGAAACUUGUCAUGCAGAUUGAGGUAGGAAACCCAAACCAGAUUUGUGUUUGUUAUGCACGGUUUGUUGUAAGUACUUGUACUUCGAGUGCGACUACACUUUUGCAAUCCAUACACGGGUUGCGCAGAGAUUCCGGGACUUUAUCGAAACCACAACGUUGGAGCCGAUCAAGCGGAUCAAUAACGUCAUGCAGAGGGGGUUUUUCCGGUUUUACCCGUCCAUUUACAACCAUGUGAGCCCGAUUAAUUUCCACUAUGCAUUGCAAAACAAAGUAUCGUCGUCGUAUGAAUGCAUUACAAAUUUCCUCAGCAUGAGAAAUAAAAUCUGUAAUGCGGAUUUACCUUUAGAACAAAAUUUGUAAUGCAUGACUGCAAUUACUACGAGUACGAUACUUCUGCACAGGAUAUCCACCUCGUGGAGGCCAUGUUCGGAUCGACCUUGCUCGCCCGGCGGGCCAUCCUAAAGCUGGAGAUGGGGUUCGAGGGCACGCGGCAGGACAGCGCGUUCGGCGCCAUGCGGUUCUUCCGCGUCGGGCCGAAGGAGCAAUUGGUGCUGCAGACCGACAUCCAGAAAUUUUGCACGGAGGGGGUGGGCAUCUUUGGCUGCACGCGCAACAUGACGCUGACCAACGACAAGUGGUUUCGCGAUUUGAAAAACGUCGGUCUCGGGACCAUUCUGACGCAAACGCGUUUGCAACCGACGCAUUUGGAUCCCUUCGUUCCGAGCCCGCUGCUGAUUCCCAUGCCGAGUUUGUGUUCCUACCCGCACUCCGCCACCGCGCAGAGUAUGAUGGUCAACGCGAUGGCGAAUAUGGCUUCAACAUCAAGUAGUAGUGCUGGCUCUGGCUCAAGCAGUCUCGCGAUCAUCACCUACGAACAGCUCUUCCAGCAAUAUUCCAACUUCCCGUACGCCUACCGCGGCCCCGAGUUCCAGCUCGAGCCCGGAGUCUACCACAACCUCGGUGUCGGCUGCUGCCAGCCGGAUGCGAACGAAGUGUUGGCCCUGCAGGGACCGGCCGUGAGCAACGCAAACUGCCGGCACCAGUGCGAUUUGCGCGGGGUGGAUUGUGUGGGAUACGACUACGACCUGAGUAAGCAGAGGUGCUGGCUGCAGACGGGAAGUACGGAAGUGCAGUCGGUUAUGGGAGUGUCAGGACUGAUGAAAUCGUCAAAGUUGAAAUAGUUUGUCAUGCAUAAAAUGCAACGCAGAAAGUGCCUCUAUUGCAGAGAACGCAAGGGAGGCAGAUAGUAGUGCUGGUAAGGGUCGAGCAUUGGGCUGCUGAUUAGCAUGACAAAGGGGAGCCCCUUUGCCCUAAACAGCAUGACAAACUGGCUUCCGGUACGGACGAAAUUUGUCAUGCACCGACUAGAAACUUUGAGGCAAAUUGGUAUCGAUUUUAUGCAUUACAACUUAUUUCAACUUUGUCGAUUUCAUGAUUCCUGACACUUCCAUAUCGGUGUCGCUGAACCCACCGACGGACACCUGUAAUGCGUGCUACGCGAAGAACCUGACCCUGACGAACCACUUUGACGCGAAUGCCACGGCGGUGAACAGCACGCUGCUAGACCAGGAGCGGCAACUGGUGAUCGAACAGAAACUGCUCGAAAUGGCGCGACAGGAACCGAAACUGCACGAGCACCUCGGGCCGAUCGAGGCGGGGGACCCGCGGAGUUAUGCGGAUUUGCAGCACGAACUGCAGUACCUACAGCUGUACGGAAAUUGCAGUCAACGGACCUCGAGCCCCUUUCUCCAAUGGGAACAGGCCCAGAAGACCGCGAGCGCCAUUCUGGAGGCGCAUAGAACCUUGUUUCAGAAGUACAGCAAGGAAAACUGGUAUAUUAGCACUGGAACAACAUCUUCAGGCAGUAGUGGUAGCGGUGGUACAACAGGAGCAUCUACUUCAUCUUCUAAUAGACGGGUAUUGCAGACAGAUAUAGAUGAGCCUCCUCGUCCCCUGGAGGACCAGCAGCUGCCCCAUCAUCAACCGCGGUGGUCGCAGAUAGAAGCAGAAACAGGAACAAGUAGAAAUUAUCGAGGUGGAAUAAAGAAAGCCGAUGUGAUGUCGUCCGCAAAAAGACGAGUAGCAACUACUUCCAGUAGCAGAAGAUCAGGUGGCGCUGGUCGUACAACAACUAAAGUAGAGCAGCUCUUGCAAGAGGGCAUCAGAACAAAUUCAAAUGUAGAGACCACGAACACGAAGCACACGAUGCGAGAAAAAAGAAAAAUGCAGAUGAGACAACACCGAGAUACUAGCCACUACCACAUUGAGAACAAGUGCGGCGGGCGGCAGAAGACAGUGGAGGAGGAAAAGCGGUGCGAGGUGAGGAAAAAGAGAAGAGCAUCUUCUGCUGGGACACGAGAUGCAGUUGCAGAUAGAAUUUUUUGGGAGAAUGAAAGGAACGGUAUUAACGGAAUACAGGCGGAGAAGCACCACACGCUCCAUCUUCGAGAGCAGCCUGGCGCUCUUGAGACCGCACGACACCAGCGAGACCGCAAAGGACUCGAUCGUGCGGGCGAGGGCGCAGAAGUAGCAUCUUCAAGGUUGCACCAGAAGUCCUUCUCAGGACAGACAGCAAAAUCGAGGGUAACGGCUGCACGGGACGACGAGCAUACGAGUAGAGCUUUAGCCGCGCACGCAGCGACGAACAGUUCAACGAACGGAACUGCAACUUCGAGCUCCGCCGUAUGGCCUUCUCAAAUGUUACACUCUCAAGCUCAACUGUAACAUGAUUUGUUUUUGUCAUGCGAAAUUACAAGUAGAAUCUGAAUCGACACGAUCAAGCUGCUUCGCAUGACAAAUUCUCGAAACGUCAAACAGGCUGAGAAUCUAGUCCAAAUUUGUCAUGCAAGACGCGCAAGGUUGCCCCCUUCACUUUUGCCAUUCUUGCGUCACAAAUCACGUAACAGCUGAGAGUGUAACCUUUGAGAACGCCAUACGCUGCGUCUUCCACCACGACCACUUUCUCUGCAGACAGUGACGAGAGCGACGAGCCCUCGGACGAGGAACUUUCGAUUUUAGAGCAGCUCGGGUUGCUGGAUCAAGCAGAUCUGGAUGAGCAGGACGCGGCAACCCAGUCCACCUGCAUCGGCCCGAACUUUGAGUAUGCCGGUCCGAGACUGGCGAACGCCGAGGUGUACGAGCGAACCACGGACCGGAAGUACUUCCUGACCAACCAGCGGGUGCAGCACGAGAUUCUGGGCUACUGGGAGGGCGGCGGGCCGGCGGUGGUGCAGACGGAGAGCCGGAUGCCCACGGAGCGGAAACUGUCCGAAAACAUCGGGUAUUCCGUCCCGGUUUUGUCUUUGGUGUUCAAGAUCCAGGUGCCGCAGAACCGCGACGGGGCGGACGUGGUGCCGCCGGACCCGAUGCUGGAAAUCAUGGGCGACUUGACCCACAUCAUCGGCAGAAUACAAGUAGACGUCACCCAGUUCGCGGACCACCUGCGCGAAAGUCCGGGGGGAGUGUUCGACCCGACGGUACGUCUAUUUGAUGCGAGUGAUUUGUUCAUUAUUAUAUUCCGGAUGUUUUUACAUUUGUUCUUGUCCCGUUGCUAGAACACGAGCAGUGUCGCAACUUCUCAAACGCAUCUUACAUACGAUGUGCAUGUAGUUUAUGUUAACGAAGUCCCUAAUAUCCUUUUACCUUUUCAACAUUAACGUCACAGACCUUCGAGGCCUACGUCGUGAACCGGCACGGGGACGUGGUCUGCAGCGCCUUCCUGGAGGAGCAGGUCCAGCGUCUUCCCAACACGGUGCCGGACACCGGGCAGCAGGCGGGUAACCCGGGCAUGGGGCUGAUUCACCAGGGGAAUCUUCCGCCCUAUCAUAUGUAAAAACAUCCCCACCCCAGGGUUGUCAUGCAGAUUUGCAAGCACAAGAGCAUCUGUAAGGCGCAUCCCCAUGAGAGACAUUGCCCAUCGUGUUUUGGAACUUGUAAUGCUGUAAACAGGAUAAGGACGAGACGGAUUCGUUAUGCGGCUUCCCUUGCUAAGCUGCACUACACUAGAGUCUGAAACUUGUCAUGCGUGACUCCCAAAAGGUCUAGGUUUGUGUUGCAAAAUCCCCAUCUUGACUAUGGUGUGGGGACGUUUUUCCGUAGGAUACGCCCGUCCCCUUGGUCAUCAAGAAGGUGUUCGAAUCCGAGCAUUUCAGUUAUGGCGUUCUCAACUGUUACAUUCUCAUCUGUUACAUGGAUUUGUGACGCAAGAAUGGCAAAAGUCAAAGCAGGGAGGUUGCACCUGUUGCAUUACAAAUUCCGCACAGGUUUAGGUGCUGUUUAGCCUUUCCAAAAUUUGUCAUGCGAAGUAGCUUCACCUUGUGAGUGUUGAUGUUCGUUUUGCAUUACAAAUCAUCUAACAGUUGAGAAUGUAGCAGUUCAGAACGCCAUAUCAGUUCGCUUUCCGCGGCGGAUUUGGCCGAGGCGCCGUCGGACGGCCUCGUGAACGCAGACGGAGUCCUGAUCAUUCCGGUUACCAGUUCAGACACAACCACGUUUCGAGACACGAAGACCACGAUAUGACGCUGCACAAGAACUACUCCCCCGCCUCGUGGUUCCCCUCAUUUGAUGUCAUGCAGAAUACCAACUCCACGUGCUUCGACCUAUUCCUUUGGGCACUGUUUGGAUGCCAAAUUUUGGAACCUCAAACUGUACUACAAUCCGUGUGAAGAAGAUUUGUCAUGCGGAAGCCACAUUUCUGCCGUUGCUUGUGUUGCCAUUCACGCACUUGGACUUGAAAUGAGGGAAAGGCAGAGGGGGAGUUAAGGUUGUGCACUCUGAUACAGGGGUCCGGUGGACCUUCUAGCCGAGAACUUUUACGUCGUGGUGUGGGCGGACCAGUGGGCGUUUGUCGACACGUGGACGCUAUCAUUCGCAAAAUAAGAAUUAUCGUACCAAUUCAGAUUUUUAAAAUUGCGGCAACAGCAUCACGAAAAUUUGCUUAGCAUGACAAGAAAUGGACUUUGUGAUGCUGAUGCAGCUUGGAACGAAAGGAGAUGCAUCUUGUUGCAGGACUGCAACUGCUACGAGUACGAUAGUAUAGAUUUGCACAGGAUACACUUUCGUCAGCUCGUGGGUCAAGAUCGUGCUGGGCGGCUACCCGUUUUCGCUCUUUAUGAUUGUCACGAUCCUCUACUCCAUCCGAGAAUGCGCCGUCAAGAAGAAGGAAAGCAUCCGCCAGACCGGGCUUUUCGACUCGAAACUGCGGAUUCUCGGGCCGGCGGAGAUCGAAAAAGACCGGCAGAAGGAAGCCGCGGCGCAAACAGCUGGCAGGAGCGGGGGCGCGUCGCUGUCGUUGGAGUAGGACGAUUAUAUCGUGGACCACGCGCUGCUACUUCUAUAUGUAGAUGUAGUUCGUCGUCCGUGGUAAUAGACCUCGAGCGGUUGGUGAUGAUUCAUUCUACGUGCAGGAUACACAGCUUGUGACCUCCUCCGCAUCGCCCAUGUGUGUUGAGACGCGGGCUAUGAUCCUGCACGAUCAUACCAGUCACCGAAGAUCACUUCAGCUAGCGAAAAAAUAUCCUUUCCUCACUCCUUACGUGAUUUUUAUGAACUAAGAAUUCAAGAACAUACUAUGUUCCUAGAACCCACUCGACGUCGUUCCACUCUCUUCUCAGAACUCUUUCGCAGAACUGUUUUCCACCCCGGAACACCCACUACUACCUUCUACAACCCGAACCCACUUCAACUUCUGCUUCUCAUCUUAAAAACCACGAGAUGAAGAAGGGACGACAACUGUAUCAAUUUCCUAGAAAAAUGCGGUUUGGCCAUAUUUGUAGUCUGAGCGACCUUGGUUUGCUGUCGCAAAAUGACGUGGUGCCGACAACUUUUACUUCUUUUCGUACAGUAUCAUUCCUAGAAUUUGAAUUUUAAUCAAAACCCGAACCGCCUGGGCAUGAGCACGCCUGACAUCAAAGACA